This is a messenger RNA of Erinaceus europaeus (western European hedgehog), 695 nucleotides long. Its product is annotated as cingulin-like protein 1. The transcript has a single exon. The annotation marks the transcript as partial. The record is from RefSeq and is a predicted model, not a curated record. NCBI's taxonomy places the organism in Eukaryota, Metazoa, Chordata, Mammalia, Eulipotyphla, Erinaceidae.
UGGACGGGCGGACCAUGGAGCUGUACUUCGGGGAAUACCAGCACGUGCAGCAGGGAUACGGCGUCCACCUGAGAAUGGCCACCGGUGACGACAGCAAGCGGCCUCGGCCCGCCCAGCACGCCAAGGUGGGCUCCUAUGGGGUCAGCAUUCGGGUGCAGGGCAUCGACGGGCACCCCUACAUUGUCCUGAACAACACAGAGCGCUGCCUGGCCGCCGCCUCCUUCCCGGAAGAUGGCUCUCCCUUCCCAGCGCCCGUGAACAAGCCAUCCCUGCACCCCAACAAUGGCUCGGCGCCGGAGGACAGCAGCCCCCCGGAGCUUGAGUUCCCAGAAAACCCCUAUGCCCCGUCGUGCCCGGCCAAAAGCCCCAAGCCGGCCCGCGUGCCCCAGGGCAAGACUGGAGGCCCAGGAGCUCGCCAGGGGGCACCCCCCAAACCAAGCCACCUGCUCAACUUCCAGAAGCACCCCGAGCUCUUGCAGCCCUAUGAUCCCCAAAAGCUGGAGCUGGGCUCGCCAGAGCACCCGCCCCGCGAGAGCAGCUGCCCGAAGGCCUUUGCAGAAGCGGGGUCGGGUGGCAGGAAGGUCUGGGCUCGCCCCUCGCCGGCCCCUGGGCCGCCCAGCCCCGCAGCCGCCCAGCCGGCCCCCGCUGGGGUCCAGGCCAUCCGCGUGUGCGGCUCGGUGGUCAUCGAGGACCCG